UCUGCCCCAGAGACCACAAGUAUGAAUACCACAGACAAUGGUGUCAACUGUCUAUGUGCUAUAUGUGGGGACAGAGCAACAGGAAAACACUAUGGAGCAUCCAGCUGUGACGGGUGCAAAGGCUUCUUCAGGCGCAGCAUACGCAAGAGUCACGUGUAUUCCUGCAGGUUCAGUCGGCAAUGUGUUGUUGACAAGGACAAAAGGAAUCAAUGUAGAUACUGUCGAUUAAGAAAGUGUUUUAGAGCAGGAAUGAAAAAAGAAGCUGUGCAAAAUGAACGUGACAGAAUCAGCACCAGGAGAAGCACUUUUGAUGGCAGCAACAUCCCCUCCAUUAACACGCUGGCGCAGGCGGAGCUCCGGUCUCGCCAGAUUUCAGCUUCAAGCCCUGGUGCGAGCACGGACAUAAACGUUAAGAAAAUUGCCAACAUUGGUGAUGUCUGCGAAUCUAUGAAACAGCAGCUCUUGGUGUUGGUGGAAUGGGCAAAAUAUAUCCCGGCCUUCUGUGAGUUACCACUGGAUGAUCAGGUGGCCCUGCUGAGAGCUCAUGCAGGGGAACAUUUAUUGCUUGGAGCUACAAAGAGAUCCAUGAUGUAUAAAGAUAUUUUGCUUUUGGGCAACAACUACAUUAUUCAGCGGAACAGCUGUGAAGUUGAGAUAAGCCGUGUGGCCAACCGAGUUCUAGACGAACUGGUCCGACCAUUUCAGGAAAUCCAGAUUGAUGACAAUGAAUAUGCUUGUUUGAAGGCAAUUGUAUUUUUUGAUCCAGAUGCAAAAGGACUAAGUGACCCAGUGAAGAUUAAGAACAUGCGGUUUCAGGUGCAGCUGAGCCUGGAGGACUACAUCAACGACCGGCAGUACGACUCCCGGGGCCGGUUCGGGGAGCUGCUGCUGCUGCUGCCCACGCUGCAGAGCAUCACCUGGCAGAUGAUUGAGCAAAUUCAGUUUGUCAAACUCUUCGGGAUGGUGAAAAUUGACAACCUGCUGCAGGAAAUGCUACUGGGUGGUGCUUCCAAUGAUAUUAGCCAUGUCCAUCAUCCAAUGCAUCCACAUUUGUCUCAAGAUCCAUUAACUGGACAAACCAUACUUCUAGGCCCUAUGUCAACACUGGUUCAUGCAGACCAGAUCUCAACUCCUGAAACCCCACUCCCUUCUCCACCACAAGGCUCUGGACAAGAACAAUACAAAAUAGCUGCAAACCAAGCUUCGGUUAUUUCACACCAGCCUCUCUCCAAACAAAAACAAUUGUGAGGAUAUGUUUACUUCUGAACAGCACUGAAUAAAUGUGAAAAAUUACUGGUCUUGAAAUAUCUCAGGAUAGUGCUUUUGGCAAACGCUUAGCCAAGGCUUCUUCGUGGUGCUGUUGUAAGAUUGUAACUUAUUUUCUUGUUUUUAGGCUCAGUUUAUUUGUUGUUGCUAUUGUCUGAAACCUUCAGUUGCAACCACUGUAUUAUUUGAGUUUUGAUGUGUUUGUAUCGUAUGAUUUUUCCAACUUCCCUAGCACUGUACCUUAAGUGAUUGAAUCUUAUGUACUAUUUUCAUUUGUUGCCUUAAUAUUAAUUUAAACCUGUAAAUAAUUGCUUCAUCAUGAUGUCAUGCAGAACUAAGUGUUCUUUUUUGAUUGGGAAUAUUAGAUCAGAAAUCUCAGAUUAAUAUACAAUGAACCAAGUUUUUAGUAAGUUUUAAACUAGCAAAUUAGAAAAAAAAACACAGAGUUGCUACAGAAUAAGUCAUAGAUAUUUGAAAAACAAUUACAGUUAAAUAUGCCUAUCUCAAGUUUAGAAAAAUAUAAAUAGCCAUUCCAAGAAUGGCUGGAUAUUCUUUCAAAUUUGACUAUAUUUAAAGAUGUAUGCUAUCAUUAAAGAUGUUAGUUUUAGCAGAUGAGUUACAGGCUAAACUGUAAAAAGAAAUCCCUAAAACAGUGUAUCAACCAAGAGAGAAGUUUAUUUCUCGCCCUAAAACAAUAUGGAAGUUUCCACGGACUAAAACUUGGCACAUGCCCACAUCCAGCUUCCAUGGAGACUGGGAGAGUAGGAAGGAAGCCUUAUGUGAACCAAAAUUACAACUCUGGGAGGCUGAUAUUGGGAAACAAUUUAGCCAUCUUUCUAUCACACAUAUGUUGCCUCAUUUUGUCCUCACAACAACCCUGAAUGAGAGAUAUUAUUAUCUUUCUGUUAAAAAUAAAGGAAUCUUUAGUUUAGAGUGUUUAAGUAACGUAAACAAAGUUCAUAAACUAAAGAGCAGGAGAGCCACAUUUAAGCCCAGGUCUGGUUGACUUUCAUGCGAAUAAAUAUAUUUUUGGUGUGGGAUGAAAAAUGUGAGCUUCUUGCUUUGGUUCCUAAACAUAUGCAAUUGACCGCUGAUCUAAUGCUAUCUCUUAUGCUACCUAUUACACAUAUUUACAUGUAAGCAGUGAGUGUCAAAUCGUUGUAGCAUAAUAACUUUUGUUCUUUUGUACUUAGAAUAAGAGUCUUACCCCUUAAAAAAUUUUUUUAACAAAUAAAAGAAAAUAAAAGCUACACCAGUUGGGUUAUCAUGUAAACAAAAAACAAAUUCAAAUCAUUAACUAUCAUAUUUUCAAAAAUCCAGCAACCUAGGGAUAUACUAAAUGUCUAAUUCUGA
Messenger RNA from Pteronotus mesoamericanus, 2619 nucleotides. It is a transcript of the gene HNF4G, whose product is annotated as hepatocyte nuclear factor 4 gamma. Lineage: Eukaryota; Metazoa; Chordata; Mammalia; Chiroptera; Mormoopidae. Bases 22 to 1248 code for a protein of 408 amino acids. Gene Ontology annotation, molecular function: nuclear steroid receptor activity; RNA polymerase II cis-regulatory region sequence-specific DNA binding; nuclear receptor activity. Gene Ontology annotation, biological process: cell differentiation; positive regulation of transcription by RNA polymerase II; anatomical structure development. The record is from RefSeq and is a predicted model, not a curated record. The transcript has 9 exons. Gene Ontology annotation, cellular component: nucleus.